This is a messenger RNA of Anarrhichthys ocellatus (wolf-eel), 1742 nucleotides long. It is a transcript of the gene fkbp11, whose product is annotated as FKBP prolyl isomerase 11. Gene Ontology annotation, molecular function: peptidyl-prolyl cis-trans isomerase activity. The record is from RefSeq and is a predicted model, not a curated record. NCBI's taxonomy places the organism in Eukaryota, Metazoa, Chordata, Actinopteri, Perciformes, Anarhichadidae. Gene Ontology annotation, cellular component: endoplasmic reticulum. Gene Ontology annotation, biological process: protein peptidyl-prolyl isomerization. The coding region runs from base 202 to 1047 and encodes 281 amino acids. The transcript has 7 exons.
GAGAAUGCACAGACUGAAAUAGAAGAUAAACUUGGGGCUAGCUGUCCAUGGUGCUGAAGAGGAUCGCCACACUUGUCACAGGCUGACACCAGCUCCUCUCCGCUCACAGUCAGGUCCAGAGGGCUGGUGAGGGACCAGCAGCGACGUGGCGUCUGCACAGAAGCCUCUAACUAUGGAUGUGUGCUCCUGACUGUCUCCCACAUGGAGCAGCAGCGCCCCCAUAUAGCGCUUCCGCUUCUCACCCCCGGCAGCCUGAUGGGAUGCUGGCGCAAUAUUUUGAGGCGGGAUCUACAGGGAGACCCAGGUGUUGGGACAACGUCCACGGGCCGCGAGUCCUUAUCGCUACUCCGUUAUAACACAUCAGCAUUACUGGGCGCUGAGCCAUUUUUGGACACGGAGGCUAGCGCGCAGCUCUCUCCUGUGUGUCGAAGAAGCCUACACGGAAGUUGUUGGACGGCCGCUGUUUUCCAGAAGUUUACAAUGAAGAGCAGCGUUUUCCUGCUGCUGCUGCUCGCGGCUUUCACCUGUGGACUCGCGCGGGGAGAGGACGGUGAAGCCGAGGAGCUGCAGGUGGAGACCCUGGUGAAACCCGAAACUUGCUCUGUACUUUCCACGAUGGGAGACACGCUGCGAAUCCACUACACGGGUAAACUGAUGGAUGGAAAGGUGAUCGACUCAUCACUAUCCCUGGAUCCUCUUGUGGUCGAGCUGGGGAAGAGGACUGUUAUUGCCGGUCUGGAACAAAGCUUGGUUGGCGUGUGUGAAGGGCAAAAAAUCAAAGCCACUAUCCCAUCUCACCUUGCAUAUGGAAAAAAAGGUUACCCUCCUACGAUUCCAGGUGAUGCUGCCCUUGAGUUUGAGGUGGAGGUGGUUUCUCUGACACAGCAGACGUCGUGGCAGAAAAUGGUCAACGACGUAUUCCCCCUCGUGUGUUUGGCUCUGGUGCCCACUCUGCUCGGCUUGGUGGGACUUUACCUCUACAAAAAAGCCAACGCCGAGAAGCCAGGCAAAAAGAAGGCAAAGGAUAAGAAGAUCAAGAAGAAAUAAGGAUGCGGCACAGAAUUAUUUAAAUAAAUUUUUAAAAUUUUAUUUGGGUUGUUUUCAUGUUUAUUUAAUAUUAAUACAGGCUUUUAAUAUGUGUAUCAACAUCUGCAAUUUCAAUCAAUGUGUUUCGAAAAUACAUGGUUUUAAGUAGAAUAUGCCUCUCAAGGACGGCAUUUCAACAUGCAGACGGGAGGAACUGGGGAUCAAACCGCCAACCCCGGCUCUACCUCCUGAGCCACAAUUACAAAAAAUAAAUCAACUCAUAGAAGCAGAGAGAUUAAAAUGACAAUGUUACAAGUUCAAUUUAAGAAACAGUUUUGCCUUUUCUACAGAACCGCAUACUCAAAUACCUAACAGUAGGACAUUUGGUUAAAGUGCAAGAACACUUUCACAGCCUGCAGAAUGCUUCACUGACAUUUGUCUGUGUUUUUUUAUUGUGAAUGUAUUAAAUAGCAGCCUGUGCACAGACCUGCUCCUUUAUUAGCAGGUAAAUGGCAGAGCACCAUCGAGUAAUAGCCUUAUAAAGAAACAUGACUCAUUACCAAAAAAGGUGACGUAUUGCUAAGAGAUUUUCUUUGGAGAAGAUGGGCACACACUUUAAAAUUAACUGAAUAAAUGAAGCUGUAUAGUAACUAAAAUAUUACAUCUGCUUAUCUGCAGCUUUUCCUUUUGUAUUUGUAUUAAAGCAAUUUGAUGAA